GCCCAGAGCGCGAUCCCACCUCACCGGCACACUUCAACUCCACACAAACUUUCAUCCUCCUCAUCCUCUCUCUGGCUGCUGUGGUCAUACUUCCCCUCUCUUCUCCCUUCCUCUGCCAAGAACACCGGCUAGCAGCUUGUGCUUCCAUGGAGAUCGACGCCGACAACCUCAGCGCCACCGAGCUCCGCCUCGGCCUGCCGGGAACCAGCAGCGGCGACGACCGGCCGAAGAAGCCGGCGCCCUCCGUCGGCGCCAAGCGAGCGCUCGCCGACACCCGGAGCGAGGCCUCGGGCACCAGCCCGGCCGCCGGCGACGACCACGACGCAGCCACGCCUGCCAAAGCGCAAGUUGUGGGGUGGCCGCCGGUGAGGGCGUACAGGAAGAACACCUUCCAGGCGGCGGCGAAGAAGGCCGAGCAGCCGGGAGGGCUGUACGUGAAGGUGAGCAUGGACGGGGCGCCGUACCUCAGGAAGGUGGACCUCCGGAUGUACAAGGGGUACAGGGAGCUCAGGGAGGCGUUGGACGCCCUCUUCACCAAGUCCUUCUCCGCCGCCGGAGCGGAGGGCGGCGACGGCCAGCACGCCCUCGCCUACGAGGACAAGGACGGCGACCUCAUGCUCGUCGGAGACGUACCCUGGGACAUGUUCAUCUCUUCGUGCAAGAAGCUCAGGAUAAUGAAGGGUUCUGAGGCCAGGUGAUCGCUGAUGCACAAGCAGAGGCUGCAAACCCAUGGGGAUGAAUCGAGGAGCACAGAUCGUGCAUAGGAGCUGUGUGGCUUGGGCUCUCCAGUGCUGUACAAAGAGAUGGUUGUUUCUGAAUCCAAGUGGGAGAAGGAUCUAUGAACUGUGUAUAUAGUCAGUCUUAGCUUAGCCGCCUUGUUUUUUGAGUCGUGUUUUGUAUGAGCGAAGGCUGUAAAAAAAUCAAAAAGAAAAAUGAGAAAUUUGACUUAAGUUUGGUCAUUUUCCUCUC
Molecule: messenger RNA, 969 nt
Organism: Panicum hallii
Lineage: Eukaryota; Viridiplantae; Streptophyta; Magnoliopsida; Poales; Poaceae
Product: auxin-responsive protein IAA24-like
Exons: 3
Coding region: 147-698 (183 amino acids)
Biological process (GO): regulation of DNA-templated transcription
Cellular component (GO): nucleus
Molecular function (GO): protein binding
Source: RefSeq, a predicted model, not a curated record